CCCCCCCCCCUGCGAAGCGCGCGCGCUCUCUCUCGGAUGCGCGUUCAAGGCUAGGGUUUCCGAGCAGGGUUCGGCUCCUCCUCCGCCGCCGCCGCCGCCGUCGAGGCUCUUCCGAAUUCUCCGAGAGGGAUCCGAUGGGUUGCUUCUUCGCUUGCUUCCGCGUGAAGGAGGACGGCGAUCGCGCCGGGCUCCCUCGCUCCGUUCGCUACCAGAAGACCCCCGAAGCAGUUGUUUCGCGGAACCCCUUAUCAGCUCUAUUUCUGUCUGAUGGAAAUGAGGGUUCUCCUUGCAAGGACAGUGAAAGUCUUGUUUAUGGAUCUCCACUUAUCAGCAAGGAGCUCAGAGACGAGGGUAAGUUCCUUAAAGCAUGUGGAACGUUACCGGAAACCCCUAAUGAAAUCCGGAAAGCAUCUAACCGGCCAAUGGCUUCACCAACUGAAGGUAGGGAUUCUGAAAAUUCAAAGUUUCACUCGUGGCUUCCAGUUUCAUCCAUUGAGAGGCUUCAGCUAGAGCUUAAUAAGCAACAUGAAUUGUCCCCAACACCUCUAAGACUUUCUGACAAGUGGGGAAAAGGUUCAAAUUCUGCUGAGCAUACAGCUAGCAGCUGCAUAUUAGACGACCAGAACAUGGGAACUUCUUCCAUUAGCUCCAGUGAGGGCAGUCGGGCAUUCGAAGUUAAAACAACUAGCGAGCAUCAUAAGAGACAGAAUGAUAGCAUAGCAACUGCACUUUCACCCUCCAAUCCCACUGUGAAUGCUCAGUGUAGGAACAAGUCAGUGCGUUUUGACAUUGAUGGGUCUUCGUCCAGAGAUUCAACAUCUGAAAUUCCAAGCCGGAGUUUUGAAGAAUCUGAAUCACGCGGUAUUCAGGAUACAUCAAAUGCUGGGCCUCAUCCAACACCAAUGAAGCUAACAGAGGAAAUGCAGACUCCUGGAACUGUUUUUCCUGCAUACAUGGAGAAAUUGUCGCCUCGAAAGGCACGUAUUAGGUCAGAGUAUGUGUAUUCAGUUCUAAAUCCUGUACAGAGCGUCUCUCAGUGGAAGUCACUAAUGGAUGGGGAGUCUAAUUGUAAUCUACUUUUAGAUGAGUUGGAAGACUCUUCUGAGCAACCUGGAAGCACAAGGAAAAAAUCUGAGACGCACAUCGAAGAAACUUCAGCAAGAAAAGAAUCAAAAGUGGAAACAAGCUUAUCUUCCUGGUUGAAACCACCUCAGAAAAAAGGGCAUGACGAUGAUCACGCAUUUAGAGCCGUAGCUAGCAGAAAAUCCCAAUUUCAUAGUACUCCUGGUGAUAGGCCAAUCAUCGGUCUUGUCGCAGCACAUUGGAAUGAAAAUGAAACUCCAACCUUGCCAAAGUGGUGGGAUGGUAAUGGGAUCCCUAAUUCAACUAACAAGUAUAAGGAGGAUCAAAAGGUGAGUUGGCACGCAACGCCAUUUGAGGAAAGGUUGGAAAAGGCGUUGUCUGAGGAAAGUUCUCUCUCUCAAAGGAUGCAGCCUAACGGAAUGCCAAUAACUUUUGAAAGGGAUGACGAAAGUGACACUGCUCUAUCUCAUUUUCGAAAUUCAGCCCACUCGGAGUCCGUUGUGUCAUUCUAGCGAAUCCAUUCCCCCUACUUCUCAUUUGGCUAUGCAUCUAUGCUCAAGACGUGCUUGUAAUUAAUGUGGUUGACAUAUCAAGAAGAGUAAAGGUCUGAAUUUUACUUCAACAUUAGCUUGACAGUGCAACCGUCUUUGUGAUUUUUGAAUGCAAUCUUUGCUUUCAGCCAUUUUGGCUGCUAGAUAGCUGCUUCCAUUGUACCCAGUUGAUGGAAAUUGUCUCGUUGGGGGAAAUACUUGAAUUUUUGCAUGGGUCUAUUUCUGCUCGACCAGCCAUGCAAAUGGUUGCUUAUUCAUCGGGUUGCUUAUUCAUCGGCCUGUAGUAUUGCUGAAGGACUCUAAUACAUGGAUAUGUUACAUGCUUAAUGGAUAUUCCUCAGGAUGAUGGUGAAUAUACCGUUUUGUCUGCUCAUGGUUC
Messenger RNA from Syzygium oleosum, 2013 nucleotides. Its product is annotated as protein JASON. The transcript is spliced from 7 exons. The record is from RefSeq and is a predicted model, not a curated record. The coding region runs from base 135 to 1595 and encodes 486 amino acids. Gene Ontology annotation, biological process: male meiosis II. NCBI's taxonomy places the organism in Eukaryota, Viridiplantae, Streptophyta, Magnoliopsida, Myrtales, Myrtaceae.